Exophiala xenobiotica is the source of this 1243-nucleotide messenger RNA. RefSeq lists its product as uncharacterized. The transcript has 5 exons. Bases 138 to 1037 code for a protein of 299 amino acids. The record is from RefSeq and is a predicted model, not a curated record. Lineage: Eukaryota; Fungi; Ascomycota; Eurotiomycetes; Chaetothyriales; Herpotrichiellaceae.
CUCAUGUUUAUAACAUCGACAAACAGAUCAAAUCGAAAAGACUUUAGGUUCAAGUGUUGGCAAGGAGAAAGCAAGGGUCCACCUUGUAACGGACGGGAAAGCGGGGGCACCUUCUAUUAUCAAGGCAUUGUUCCGCAAUGACUGGAGUAACGACAACUUUCACCAUCUGGAAACAAAGGUUUUUACGAUCUUUGUCCAGGGACGAUGGCCAAGGCCUGCGAAACCUGCAAGUCGAAGACUACCCUCAGGGCUAUCCGCGAUUCUCGAGACUGGUUGCGUCGCAUAGUGCAUUCUAUGUGUGUCGUCGUUUCUCAGCACUGCGUGCUCGUCUUCUCCUCCUGAAGCAGGAUAAGUUGUCCUCGCUUGAGAAGCAACUUGAGAUGGUUGACCAACAAGAAACCAAUCCGCUCUUUCUCGCCAGCAGCAGGCGCGACAGAAAUCCUGAACGAGAAUCCAUCCUGUCAAAUAUCGAUACCGCUCUGGCAGAUUAUGAUUCAUUGGUUGAGAGAAAUCGCCAAAUACUUGCCCUAGAGAGCGCAAAGAACCGGGACAUCUCCAGUCUGAAACAUUGGAUAGAUGGAAACGCUUGUAUCACCAGGGAAGAGACAGCGUACCUACUGCAGCCCAAAGAUUUGCUGAGCACUGCACCAUUGUCAGACGAUGCUGUUGCCCAAGUUGAGGCUUGGCUGGAGGACAGGGUCAUUCAGUGUUGGAAAGACUUUCGAGAGCUUCCGUUUCGCAAUGUCUCAAGAGAUCCAAACGUGUACAUCUCAUCAGGCUCUGGGCUGAGACGAGCGACUCGGUUCCUCAUAGCCCUUCUCUUGGUCAUACUCCUCUUUAUCCCUAUCGUCAUCUGCAGUGCCCAAGACAGCAUGACUGCCCGGAUGGCCGUUGUCGCUAUCGCUGCGAGCUUAUUUAUAGGGAUCGUAUCUAUCAUCAUCAAGGCUAAAUCAAUUGAGAUAUUCAUGGCUGGAGCGACAUACGCUACCAUUCUGGUCGUUUUUGUUGCUGGCACAAGCCCAAGUCGCAAUUCGUGACUUGAAAGCACCUACCAUGGGAUACCUCGACUGUUAACCGUUUGGACAGUCCCACGAUGUUUAAGAAAUGUUGACGACAACCUUGUCACGACCGCUUUUUUAGCCGAUCUGCAUCGCAGGCCUUACCUACCUACCGGCGACUCAUGGCGGCUUUGAUCAAGACUGAAGAAGCUGGAGGCAAUUCGUUCGGAUGAAACGGAUCGGGC